Soboliphyme baturini is the source of this 141-nucleotide messenger RNA. The record is from the annotation of a GenBank genome assembly. Lineage: Eukaryota; Metazoa; Nematoda; Enoplea; Dioctophymatida; Soboliphymatidae.
AUGAAGCCACAAGAAAUACAAGAAAAGCUUGGUCUGACUCGUCUACGAGACCGCAAUUGGUAUGUGCAGCCGUGUUGUGCGACGACCGGUGAGGGCUUGUACGAGGGAUUGACUUGGUUGACGUCCAAUUCCAAGACGUGA